GUCAAUUUUGGAUUAUUAUAGGCUCAAUUGCGUUGUACAAAAUACUACUUAUACUGUACAGAUAAUUACUCUACCCCCAGAUCACCCAUGUAGUAUUUUUUUUAUUUUAUGUAUACCAUCUCCCACCAUCCAAUAACUCAAACAUGAAUUAGCAACCCUUUCAUCUCCCAUAGAUAUAUGACAAUCAUGUAGAACCAUCCAAUAGAUUAAAUGGUUUAGUAGGUGAUGGUUCUUUGUGGAAGGACACAGCUUUAUAAAGAACAAGUUAAAGAACAUAAUGUGUCUAUGUGUAUAAUGCUACAAAUAAUACAAUUCACCACACAGACAUUUGCCUUUUGUUCAGGUCAUAAAUCAAUACCUUUUUGUUCUGUCAACAAACAUGCACAAACAAAGACAUACACACACACUGUAUUCCUCAUUCCUUUGUUCACUGAACUGUAGAUUUAUAACUUUAUGUGCAAGAUGCGAUCUCUAUGCAGCAUCAAAGAUAAGGAGAGAAUCAAUCAGAAAGCAACUCAUUCAGAACUGGAGCCAAACAGCAGAUAUACGUGAAUACACGUUGAAACAACAAUAGCCUGCAGUUUAAACAACAAGCUUAUUCUUCAUAUUUGAUGCAUAUUACAUCCCAAACCACUAUACAGUGUCAUACAUUCUUCCAACCUUUUAGAAAUAUUUUUGCACAAUGUAUGACAUCCAUGACCAUGACAUGAUAAUCCAGUCUGGAGAGAUGAGGUGUGUUAUGGGGAGAACAAUGAGUCUUUGUCCAAAGUUAACUGAGGCCGAUAAUCAGGGCCGCAUUGUCAUCUGCACAAUGAUUUCUGGUCAAUUAUAAAUUGAGUGACCCAUAAUGGAGAGGAAAAGAAUGUCAGCAUUUCCAGUCUGUUUCAACCAAAGUUGUCAUAUCCUUUGGAAAGAGCGGUUCUCUAUGGAGGAAGUUAUCCAGCUGCAGGAACAACUUACUUCCUCCGUGCAUGUUGAAUCAUAAAUCCUAUUUAGACGAAGAGAGAGAGAGACUGGCUUUCCACCCGUUUCCUAGAUGGCAGAUCCAGGGUAAAAAACAGGAUGGGGAAAUAAACCAUUAUAGGUCACAUGGACUGCAUUCUUUAUACUUCUGAGCUGGAAAAUAACAGGAUAGGUUCUUUAAUGGUGGCUGUGCAAAAGGAAGGACAUAAAUAAUGAAGAAAUCUGAUUAUUUGUAUUAUUUGUUAAUAAAAUGGCUAUGAUUUGAUUCUGUCGAACAACAUAUAACACACUUUAGAAAACAAAAAAGACGGACUAUAUAAAAUCCAUGCAACACAAAUGGAAGUGUUCAUAACAUGUAAGCAACAUACAAACACCAGAAGUUAAUAUAACUUCAAUCAUUAAUCUAAAUUAGCAACACAUUAUGUUUUAAUACACAAUACAUGGGUGCACAUUAAAAAAACAAUGGUCAAAUGAACAGGAAGGAAAUGCAUUGUUCUAUGAUUCAAAAUAUACAUUUUAUGAAAUGUUGCAUGCAAAACAUCAAUGAACACAUUCAAAUGCUAACUCUAACCUCAGUUGUUUAGUAGUGUAAAGGUCAAAGCAGAAGAAAAGGGUUAAACUGAUGGCUCGGACUGCUGAGGACGCAGCAAAGCACUGAGAGGCACCUUGAUCCAAAGGAGAUAGGUAAGUAUGUUCGCCCCGCCCACCUUCAACGUUGAUUGGUUGAAGCGUAUGAGCAUGGCUUUCUAUUGGAUUAUCCUGCUGUCAGUUGUAUCUCAGCUCUGAAUACAGUAGGACAAGGGGGAUGAAGACUGAUAACGAACAACGGCGCGGGAUACAUCGGUGGUGGAUAUACGGAAGAAGACGGAGGACGCAGUCUGCUAUGCUGGGCUCGAGACAGAAUGGGUGAGCGUCAGACCUACGUGAAGCUCAGUGAAGAGAAACUUAUCCCAAAGUCUGCCAUCUUGUCACUGCUUCGGACCUACAACUGUUACCAUGAAGGGAAAAACUUCCAGCUCAGGACUCGUGAGGAAGAGGAUGGAGAGCUCAUCCUUGAGGGGUUGCUGAACAUCUACUGGGGUCUGCGCCGACCAAUCAGGCUUCAGAUGUACGACGACAAUGAAAAGUUUCGUCUCAACCGAAACGAUAGAUCUGCUUUGGCAAAGCAGCUCUCAGCGGAGUCUAACAAUAACUCACUGGGCACAGAGAGUGGACCAGCUAGUGGUGACAUGUGUGGUCAGGAGGAGGAGGAUUCUCCUCAGCUGCUGAGGACUAGGAGUGAUGCCUCCUUCAUGCGGGUUCAGAGGAGGUCAAAGACACACACUGCCAGAGAUUUGCAGCGCUUGCGAACACACAGGUUCUCAAUCAACGGACACUUCUACAACCACAAGACAUCUGUAUUUACUCCAGCCUACGGAUCGGUCACUAACGUACGAGUGAACAGCUCCAUGACGACUGGACAAGUCCUCAACCUGCUGCUGCACAAGUUCAGGGUGGAGAAUAAAUCUGAAGAGUUUGUCCUUUAUAUGGUGCACGAGUCUGGCGAAAGGACCCGACUGAAGGACGGCGAAUACCCGCUGGUGGCUCGUGUGCUUUAUGGACCCUGUGAGAAGAUCUCCAAAAUCUUGAUCACAGAGGCGGACCUGGGAGAGGAAGUUACAUAUGAUGUUGCCCAAUACAUAAAGUUUGAAAUUCCUGUUUUAAACAGCUUUGUCGAGAAACUUAAAGAGGAAGAGGAACGCGAGAUAAACAAGCUGACCAUAAAGUACGGUGCUCUGAAGUCUAGGAUCCAACAUCAGCUGGAAGGCGGAGCUCACACCAGUGACAGAAUAUGAGUGUUUGUGUUUGCUCUGAUGUAACCUGUAUAUGUGUGUGGGGGGGCAACACUAAUGAUUGUUGAUUUACUAUGGGAACAUUUGCCACAACUAUAGUAAAUGUAGAGGUAAAGGAAAAAGGGUCAAAGUAAAGGCUGAAAUAGAACCAUAUCAUACACUAAUGUGCUCUUAGAAUGAUCUGUUAAAGUUGCUGUACUACUGUGAAAUCUAUAACUGCUUUGAUAUUCCUACUAUUAAUAUAUUGGCAUUUUGUAUGAACAUUCUUAUUGCAAAUUGGUAUCUUGUUACAAGCUGUUUUUUGCACAUUUUUAUGUAAUAAAUCUAUUUUAGGGUGGCCUUUA
Molecule: messenger RNA, 3139 nt
Organism: Pseudoliparis swirei
Lineage: Eukaryota; Metazoa; Chordata; Actinopteri; Perciformes; Liparidae
Gene: rassf4a
Product: Ras association domain family member 4a
Exons: 11
Coding region: 1866-2798 (310 amino acids)
Biological process (GO): signal transduction
Source: RefSeq, a predicted model, not a curated record